AUGAAAAAUUUGAGGCAAAAAAUAUGGCAUCUUUUGGUUUUAUUUGAUAUUAUAGAAGCAUAUUCCUUUGGUUCUCCUUUGAAUACAAAUAGACUUUAUUUCAAUACAAGGCUUAUUCUUCCUGAUGAGAUUGAUGGUAACAACUCAAAUGAUUACACUUUGGAGCGGUCAGUGGUAAGUAUUAUUAUAAACCUGCUGAAUAACAUGGAUCCUUUAAUUGAUAUUCUUAAUAUGAUUUUAGAUAUCAAAGGACAAACUAAAAUUUCAAGCUUGGUACUAUCAAUAAAUAAAGUGGAAAUAAGAAUAGCAAAGAGUUUAGGUUUUUUAAAAGACAUAUUGAUUCCAAUACCAAAAAGUAUAUCAGCACUGGAGAUACACGAUCGGAUACAUAAGAUGAAAGCCUUAAUGUCAAUUAAGAUCUACUUAUCAUCAAUAUACCAACACUUAGCGGUACACUUUGAGCAUACGAAUAAUGUGAGGUUAGCAUUGUUUUAUAGAAAAAAAAUACAAUGUAUUAGUAUUGGUGAAAUAAUGCCAGUCUUAUUACCACUUACAGAAGAUAUGAGGAAUUAUUUUGGACGUAUUGGGGUUUUAACAAUAACUUCGUUUUUCAUUCAAUCAAUUUAUAGAAUGAGCUUGCUAAAUAUCGAGAUACUAAUUCGCUUAAGAUAUCAUUUUUACUAUUUCACUGACAUUUAUUCCAAUAGGCAAGAUGGGUCAUGCAUUUACUCUUAUUUAACAAAGCCAUUGAAAAUUAGAACGAUCCAUGGAUAUUUUUAUAUCUUGUAUAUCAAGAUUGUGCAAGGAAUAUGA
This is a messenger RNA of Debaryomyces tyrocola, 813 nucleotides long. The record is from the annotation of a GenBank genome assembly. Lineage: Eukaryota; Fungi; Ascomycota; Pichiomycetes; Serinales; Debaryomycetaceae.